This is a messenger RNA of Penicillium roqueforti, 2070 nucleotides long. Its product is annotated as Kelch motif domain protein. The coding region runs from base 1 to 2070 and encodes 689 amino acids. Gene Ontology annotation, molecular function: protein binding. The transcript is spliced from 4 exons. The record is from RefSeq and is a predicted model, not a curated record. NCBI's taxonomy places the organism in Eukaryota, Fungi, Ascomycota, Eurotiomycetes, Eurotiales, Aspergillaceae.
AUGCAGGACGCCUACCUGAUGCCUACCAGCCAGGCCGGCGGUCGUCGGACCAGCGCCGAUUAUCGACCCAGCAUAAAAAAGGCCCAGGGCCAUGUCCCCGCGUGCCUGGUCAAUGCCUCGGUGACGUACUGCAGCAAUGAUCGCAUUUAUGCGUUCGGGGGUUUUGACCAGUUUACUGAUGAAGUUUACAACCACGUGCUCCGGCUGGACUUGGAGACUUUGCGCUGGGAGCUCGUGGACAACUAUGGCGAUAUCCCCGGAGUUCGCAUGGGGCAUACGGCGACAUUGUACCAAGGGGAUAAAUUGAUUGUGUUUGGAGGCGAAAAUGAGCAUCGCGAAUACCUCUCCGACGUUGUCAUCCUUGAUCUCAAUACCUUCACCUGGGCACUCCCCGAAAUUCGCGGGUCGAUCCCGCGUGGCCGCGCCCGCCAUGCUGCCGUCAUUCACGAAGACAAGCUUUUUAUUGUGGGCGGAGUGACAGGUGUGGGAGGCGUGACAGGGGAGAAGAAUGUGAUAUUGGAUGAUUUGACCUAUUUGGAUCUACAAACAUGGACUUGGUCUCGGACAUGGAGCUUCACUGCUCGCUUCGAUCAUACCGCUUGGGUUUGGGGCACACGGCUGUGGAUAUUUGGUGGAUUGGGUCCGAACAUGGAACGGACUACUGAUAUCUGGUGGCUCGACCUCAAGGGAUCUCCUUCGUUGGCUGGAAACACCACUCCCCAAGACUCUAUAUCUAGUCCUCAUCAAAUGUCUCCCCGCUCCGGAAUCUACGCUGCCAAUUCAGGCAGUGUGCAGGUACGCAAUUUGGGUCGACGCAAGCCAGUCGCGCCCGGUGCCAUAUCUUGUCUUAGGUUUGAUUCUGGUCCUCAUGUCCCCUCCUUGUUUUCUGGUACUCAUUUUCAUUCAUUCGCCUCUGGUGUCCUGCUCGACCUAAUCACGCCGUCGGAGACCGUACGGUCGCAUGAUUGUAACCUGUCGGCUCUGGACCUCAACUCGCUGCGCUGGCAACGGCUGGCUGAUGGUCAAGAGAUCUUUCGGCCGGGAUAUCGAUGGCACUAUUGCACAGUCAAUGACACGGGUACCAAAGCAUGGCUCUUGGGAUGUAGUCUUGAUAUCGCGAAUGUACCAGGCGGAAGCGACGAGAAUCAUAUGAGUGAAGUCCUGACUAUCGAUUUGGAAAAGUAUGGUUUACUAGGUAACGGACUGUCGUCAGAACCCCCCGAACAAGGCGCACCUUGGCCGUCAGAUCCAAUGGGCUCCUCUCAGGUUUCCGGGCUCGGGACCGAUCUAGCCGCUGUUUUCGACGAACCUCCUGAGUCUGGAAGUGGUACAGACUUUGUCAUCACUGCUAUUCGUGACGAUCAUGACGGGUCCAUAUCGGAAGAUAUGGGCGACACGCCGUCCGUUUCCCCAACCCAGACCCAGCCGACCUUUGUGGCGCAGAACCGCUGGACCUCAGAGCCCAUCCAUGUCCAUCUUAUCAUUCUCCAGGUCAGGUGGCCACAUUUCAAACGCCUGUACUCCGCCCAGAUGGCUGAGUACCACACCAAGCGGAUGCACAUCCCCGAGCCUUAUUCUGUCGUGCGCGCGUUUCUCUACUACCUGUACACAGACAGUAUCUCCGGCCAUCCAGACUAUUGCUUGAGUGCCAUCGAUGUGGCGGGUAUGCUUGUUAUGGCCAAUCUUUAUGACAUGCCGAAGCUUCGUCUGCUGUGUGUCAAUAGGUUAAGCCAAGAGCUUGACGUAGACAACGCGGCCAUCAUUUGGGAACGUGCGGGGCGGACCAAUGAACACUGGUUGAUGCGCCGAGCAGCACAGUUUUGCAUGACAUACUGGGGCCGUGUGGUACGGACAGACGGGUUUAAAUCCCUCAGCCACCAGAGUUUGAUUCAACUCUGCGAAGUGGUGGAUACAGAAGGUCGCGUCUUCGCAGGGCCUGAAUUGGAGAUGGUCACAUUCGGAGCAGAUUGCCUAAGUGACCGAGAUAAGACCUCUCGAAUGCGGCUGGGAUCUACUGCCGAUGAGAUGUCCGAGGCCGACGCAGACGAUGAAGGGAUGGAGAUCUCAUGA